AUGUAUAAUAAAGAAUCAUUAGAUAGAGGAAAUUUUUCUGUUUCAGGAUUUUCUUCAACAUCCAUUUAUAAUAAUUAUGAAUACAAUAUUAGGACAGGUAAUAAUACAUCAUUGAAUGAUUUAGUAAAACAUAAUGCCAUUUUACAACAUAUGCCUAUGUUUGAUUAUCAUAAUACUGUGAAGAAUACUUUUGUAACAUCAAUACCUACAACUUUAACUAUUAAGAAAGCAUUUAUUAAAAGAAUACGUAAAAAAUUUAAUAAAAAUGGUAAAUUAAAAAUUUUUAAUAAAAGUACCAAAAAACAGGAUAGUAUUUUAAAUUUACCUGAAGAGGAAAAAAAAAUUAAUUUUAGUGUUCUUCUUAAUGAUUCACUUACUAAGAUGGGUUAUAUGAAAGGGUAUGAUUAUAAAUCUCAUGAAAUACGAAAAUUACAACCACAUAUAAAAAAAUUUACCAAUAAUGAUAUACAAAGAGUUGGUGUAUAUUUUAAUGAAGCAUCAAUACCAUCACUUAUUAAUGUUGAUAAUGAUAUAACACAAUAUGAAGAUAUUAAUAAAGUAACAUCAACAACAAUGAAAAUAACAACUAUUUCAAAUGAUAUUAUUGAGAAGUAUUUAAAAAGUGGUGAAUUAAAAAAUUUAAAUAGAGGAAUAACAAAUUUUGUUGAUGAAUCAAAUACUAAUUUACCAUUUACUGUAACAGAAACUUUUGAAAAAGAAUUUGACUCAUUUACAGAUAAAGAAAAACAAUCUAAAAUAAAUAAUGAUAUAAAAAAUAAAAGUAUAUUAACAUUAACGAGGACAUUAUUACCACCACUUGAAGAUAAAUCAUUAUUAAAAACAUCUAUUAAUAAUGAAAUUCAAGAGAAAGGAUUAACAAAAGAAAGCAAAGAAUAUAAACUUAUAAAGACAGAGGAUGACCGUGAUUCAUUUAAAAUGUUAAAAUACUUCAAAGAACCUCAACAACACCUAACGUUCAUAACAAAAUCUUUAAUUAAUGGAAUUGAAGAAAAUAGUGUCAAAAAGGUUAUUUCAGGUGGUAAAAAUACAAUAACUUUACCCAAUAUUUUAUUGCCCUCAUUAAAUAAAGAUAAUAUUAAUUAUAAUAAGGUAGAAAGAAUAGAAAAUACACAUGAUUCUACAUUUAUUAAUAAUGAUAAUCUACUUCUACCUAUCAAUAAUAAUAAUAAUAACAAUAAUAAAAAUUAUGCUUUUGGAUCAUUAAUACAACCAAUUAUUGAAGAAAAUUAUUAUGAUAAAUAUGAUAAAGAUUCAACCCAAAAACCAUAUAUAUUUGAUAUACCUGCACCAGUACAAUUACCAACAUCAAAAAUAUUAUCAUCAAAUUCAAAUAAUAUUAUUAAUAAUCCAAAAAUACAAGAAAAAAUUGUUAUGUUAAAAAAUUUAAACUCAAAUAAAAAUAUGAUAAUUGGGGAAAAUUUAUUAAAUUACCAUCCAAAUGAUUUGUAUUAUUUAAAUAAAAAGAAAAAUAAUGAGAUAAGAAAAGAUAAUGUUACACCAAUACAAUUUGGAAGUAUUAUAAUUGAUAAAGAAAAACCAUCAAGUAUAAUAAGGGCAUAUAAUGAUGAAGAUUACCAUUCAAAUCUUUUACUAGAAUGUUUUGAUAUUAAAGAAAAUUUUUAUAUAACUACAUUAAAGAGUAAAGAAAGAAGAAUUAAUGUAUCAGAAAAGGAAUGUGGAAUGUUUUGUGCCUCACAUUCAGAUUGUUUAUUUAUUACAUAUCAUAAAAAAUUAAAAAUUUGUGAUCUUUAUGUAAUUGAGAAUAAUAAAGAUUCAGAAAAACAUAUGUUUAUUGGUAAUGAAAAAAAAUUAAUACAAAAAUAUGGUAUUCAAUUAAAUGGAGUUAAUCUUUUUAUUCCAUUAAGAAAUAAUGGUGGUGUUGGAAAUUGUAUUAAAAAAAUAUAUGACGAAGAAAAAAAUUUAAAUAAUGAAGAUGGUUAUGUCAUUGACAGUGAAGAAUUACAAUUUAUGAAUAGUAAUAUGGGUGAAAGUAAAAUGAAAGAGAAAGAAAAUGAUAAAAAAAAAAUAAAAAAUAAAGCAUUAGGAAGUACAAUGUUUAUUGUUCAUUCUGAAAAUAAUUCUAUACCAAAAGAGUUAAUGGAAAAUUGGAAAAAUACUUUAAAUAAUGAUAAAUUAUUAAAAUUAACAAAAGAAGUAUCAUUAAAUAAUAAUAAUACAUUUUAUGAAUCAUUUUCUAUAUUUAAUCCCUGUUCUGGUGGUAAAAAAUUAUAUUAUAUAAAAAGUGAAGGACAUCAAUUAAAAGAAGAUCUGUCAAAAUCAAUCAUUCAACAAAGUAACUUAAUAGAAUGCCAAAAAGCAUGUAGUGAAAAUUUUUCUCUUGAAGGUUUCAAUAUUACAUGUUCUAGUUUUUCAUAUAAUUUUAUUAAAAAAGAAUGUCAACUACAUGAGAAUGGUUCUAAUUUUGAGAGUAGUAAUCAUUUAAUUAAAAAUGAAAAUUUUAAUCAUUAUGAAAGUGUCUGCCUUUAUGAAACAUUAGUAGAAAAAUGUCAAAAAAUAAAAAAAUAUCCAAUUAGAAAAAAACAAACAAUAUUAAUAGGUUAUGCAAUCGAUUCAUUUAAGUUUUCAAAUAUACAAGAAUGUAUGGGUAAAUGUUUAACUAAUGAAGAUUGCCAAUCAAUUACUUAUUUCCAUGAUAAUGAAGAUGAUAAUUGUGUAUUAAAUUCAGAAAAUUCAAUAUCAGAUGUUAAUAGUUUUAUAGAAGUACAAAAUCCAAAUUCAGUUGAUUUUUUUUCAUUUUCAAAUUGCCAGAAAAAAUUCUCUAAAAAUCAGAUGGGUGUUAUAUAA
Molecule: messenger RNA, 2826 nt
Organism: Strongyloides ratti
Lineage: Eukaryota; Metazoa; Nematoda; Chromadorea; Rhabditida; Strongyloididae
Product: PAN-1 domain and Apple-like domain-containing protein
Exons: 4
Coding region: 1-2826 (941 amino acids)
Source: RefSeq, a predicted model, not a curated record